UUUACUCGUAUUGUUUCAUUCCUAUCUCUCACUAAUCUCAUUUGUUUAUAACAAAAAGUUGUUGAUGUAGAAUAUUAGAAUCCUUUAAACUAGCCUCGUUUUGAAAAAUAUUGAGAACAAUUAAAUGCACUUCUGAAGUAAACAUUUUUAACAAUAAAGCAAGAGUGUGCAUACAAGUGGCGAGGAGUGAGGAUGGAUGAACGAAAUUUCCGUUCAAGCUACUACGAAAAAGUAGGAUGUUAUUCUGUGGAGGAAAAAAAGUCAUUAAAUAAACUUCUCCAAGACAAUAUACGCAAUCACUCGAAGCUAAAACAGUUUUGUUUAAGCUAUACGGUGCCUACGGCGCAACGGGGUUUGUUGUGGAGUAUUAUACUUGGCAUAUUGCCUCUCCAUAAAAACUCUAUGGAUUAUAUCUUAGAACAGCGCACUGCAGUCUAUGACGAUUUGCUCCGCGCAGUCACUAUGAUGCAAUAUAUAGACCAGACUACCACAAAAAGUAAAGUACUACAAACAAUGUGGCUAUUGGAAAAUGGUCGAUUGCUACACCCAUUAAUUGGCCCACCAGAAGAUGACAGUAAUUUUAUGGAAAUCGUUAAAGUACUUUUGCAGAUAUUCGACAAUGAUGUGGAAACUUAUUGGAUAGCUAAAGAGUUUUUUGCAUGCAGUAAGGGCAUAGAGCAGGAAUGUUCAAAAUUAAUGGAGCUCUCUCAGACAUUGCUGAAGCGUGAAGAUAUAGAAUUGCACAACCAUUUAGAGAGAUUGGGUGUUUACAACACAGGUGAACUUGUGGAAAAAUGGUAUGUAACGUGCUUUGCUGGAGUCAUUACAGACACGGCUUUAGUUAAAGUAUGGGAUAAAAUUUGCGGAGGAUCGAGAAAAAUUGUAGUUUUCGUUUUCCUGGAGUUAGUUAAAACAUUGAGGAAACAUGUACUGAAUUGUAAUUCCUUACUUGAGCUCAAAACUUUAAUUGAACAGGUGAAAGAUCAAGAUGCAACCAUAGUUAAUAAGGCCAUUAAGACUUGGCAGAGUAACAAGAAUCACAAUGAGAUUACUGUGCACUGAUAAUUGGUUUAUAGUUAUUUGGUUACUUUGUCUUAUUUUUUCGUUGUACAUACAACAAUUACGAUGUACAAUUUAAAUAUACUUGAAUAUAACAUCUUUUUUAUCAGCUACUGUUUGCAACUCCAAUGUAACAGGACAUUGCAACCAAUA
Rhagoletis zephyria (snowberry fruit fly) is the source of this 1212-nucleotide messenger RNA. RefSeq names its product TBC1 domain family member 7-like. Gene Ontology annotation, biological process: activation of GTPase activity; negative regulation of TOR signaling. The record is from RefSeq and is a predicted model, not a curated record. NCBI's taxonomy places the organism in Eukaryota, Metazoa, Arthropoda, Insecta, Diptera, Tephritidae. Gene Ontology annotation, molecular function: GTPase activator activity.